Molecule: messenger RNA, 2092 nt
Organism: Vespa mandarinia (Asian giant hornet)
Lineage: Eukaryota; Metazoa; Arthropoda; Insecta; Hymenoptera; Vespidae
Gene: Pdi
Product: protein disulfide isomerase
Biological process (GO): response to endoplasmic reticulum stress; protein folding
Cellular component (GO): endoplasmic reticulum
Molecular function (GO): protein disulfide isomerase activity
Source: RefSeq, a predicted model, not a curated record
CCCACGAUGAAUAGAAGAUGCCAUGCGUUAACAGUGAUUCUACCACAUAGAACGUUAUAGUCAGACAGCAUCGUACGCGUUGGCUCCAUUCUGUUCACUUGAUUCGCGUUCUUCAAUCUUCUUCGUGUCCGUUAUUCACUACGGCUGUCUUAUCCAGUGUAAUAGUCGAACGUGACCAAGUCAAAGAUGAAUGUCGUUACGGCGAUACUUUUGGUGGUUACCUGUUUUAGCUAUGCUAUUGCAAAUAUUGAUUUAGAUGAAGGUGUAUUGGUAAUUAACAAAGACAAUUUUGAAUCGGCGAUCAAGGAUAAUGAAUUUAUUCUUAUCGAAUUCUAUGCACCAUGGUGUGGGCAUUGCAAGGCAUUGGCACCUGAAUACGUAAAGGCAGCCAAACAAUUGGCAGAUUCAGGUUCUGAUAUUAAGUUAGCUAAAGUUGAUGCAACUAUAGAAACUGAAUUAGCAGAGAAACACGGCGUCAGGGGAUAUCCCACUCUUAAGUUUUACCGUAAAGGAAUUUCUAUUGAGUACAAUGGUGGACGUUUAGCAGAUGAUAUCGUAAAUUGGCUUGUUAAGAAAACAGGAUCCGUUGCUAAAGAUUUAUCUUCCAUAAAGAUUGCUAAGGCUUUCAUUGAUGAACAUGAAGUUUCAAUAAUUGGAUUCUUCAAGGAUCUAGAAUCUGAAGCCGCUAAGGUAUUCUUGGAAGUUGCAAAUGCAGUUGAUCAUUACACAUUUGGUAUCUCCAAUGCUGAUGAAGUAUUGAAAGAAUAUGAAGCAGAAGAUGGUAGUAUUAUAUUGUUUAAGAAGUUUGAUGAAGGCAAGACCAAAUUUACAGAAGAACCUACCUUCAAGAAUAUUCAAAACUUCAUCAGUAUAUAUUCAUUACCUUUAAUUGUUGACUUCAACCAAGAUACAGCUCAAAAGAUAUUUGGUGGUGACAUUAAGAGUCACCUUUUAGUUUUUAUAAGCAAAAAAGAUCGUAAUUUUGAGAAAUUAGUUAAAAAAAUUGAGGAGCCUGCAAAGAAAUUCCGUGGAGAGGUUUUGUUCGUAACCAUCGAUUCAGAUGAAGCUGAUCAUGAGCGAAUCUUAGAUUACUUUGGCAUAAAGAAUAAAGAUGUUCCUGUUAUGCGUCUUAUUAAAUUAGAAGGAGAUAUGAUAAAAUAUAAACCUGAAAAUCCAGAAAUAAGCAGUGAAAAUGUUUUAGAAUUUGUAAAUGCUUUCAUAGAAGGCAAAUUGAAGAGACAUUUACUUACUGAGGACUUGCCUAAAGAUUGGGAUAAACAUCCUGUUAAAGUUCUUGUUGGUACUAACUUCCAUGAAGUUGCAUUUAAUAAAGAAAAAGACGUUUUAGUUGAAUUUUAUGCUCCUUGGUGUGGACAUUGCCAACAGCUUGCACCUAUUUACGAAGAAUUAGGAAAGAAAUAUGAAGAUAGUGAAUCUGUAGUGAUAGCAAAAAUGGACGCUACUGUGAAUGAAUUGGAAGACGUAAAGAUUAUCAAUUAUCCAACAAUUACCCUUUACAAGAAAGGAACAAAUGAGGCUGUUGAUUACAACGGCGAGAGGACACUCGCGGAAUUAGCUAAAUUCAUUGAAUCUGGUGGUGCAUAUGACCAAGGUGCAAAGGAGGUUCAGGAAGAAGAUGAAGAUGACGAUGUGCCAAGAAAAGACGAAUUAUAGGCGCACAUAAUCAAAUGGAAUAAAAUUACUAUUGUCCCUUCUAUUUCCUGCAUCCAAUCAAUGAAUUCCACAAUUUCCUCUUAAAGAAACAUUCGUUUAUACAAAGAUUUUUUUAAAUGGUGCAUCUUGAUUAAUUAUAUUUAAGUUUUAUAUUUCUAAAACAAGGCGUCGUACUGUACAAUUAAUUAUUAAGGAGAAAAUUGCAUUUCAGGAUUUUUGAAAUAAGUCUAGUAUCGUUGUGAGUGGCACGAAGUGUUCAUUAUGAUCAUUAUUUUUUUUUUUUAAAUCUUUAUUUCGAUAUUAAUUCAUACAAAGACAGAUAUUAACUUAUACGUUUUAUAUACUAAUCUUAUUAUGAGUCAGUAAUCCCUGAAAACUCCAAUGUUUUCAGAUUGUGCCUGCUUCCGUUGUCGUGAUA